GCUUCACCGCCAGUCCGCUACGGCAGUCUCCAAGCACUUCAGACCUCUCUUUUCUCUCGGCGCCGAGGAAACAGCUUACGCAUAGCGGGAGCAGACCCGGCCAGUCAGGGGCGACGAGCGCCGGCGGCUGGAAAAUAGAACGUGAACCUACGCCUAAACAGCAGCAGCAGGGGCGAACAGCGAAGAGUCCGGUGGCUUCAGUUCUGUUCCGUUCAACUUAGGCUCUGGCGGUUCUCUGAGAUGUCUGGCCGACAUCCCGAUCACCCGUAGCCGUCCUACACGACCGACUGAUUUCCCUGAACGUCGUCGCAGCAGCUUCCCGCCGGAACUUUUGUCGUACCGAAAACGGUAACUAGUUUCAGAAAUCAAUUCCUGCAAUCGCCGCUGCUUUUGCAGCUCUAUUAGUUCCGAAUGUUAGGGUUUCAUUGAAUUUGCGUUUGUUUGGUCUUCCUUGGUGCUGUGAUUGCUUGAAUUCAGUAAGUAGAGUUGCUAGUGCGAGGAGGCCUUCUGCUGCUGUCCUUCUUGAGAUUUUACUAUUAGCAGGUAGUCAGCUUGUUUGUGUAAGCUUUUUGAACCUUCAUGCUUCUCAAUAUUUGGGAAGCCAGGUUUGCUUCAAGCCGUUCCUUAGUCAUGAGGACAAUUUCCUAUUAAAAUUGUGCCAAGGAACGAACGCAAAAUUCGUGCCCUCUUAUGUGGUUUCGUUUGUUCUGAUGUGGCAGUUGUGACAAGGUUGACAUUCACAAGGUGUAAUCUAAUACUUCGUUAGAAGCAUCGUCUUCAAAUGGAAGAGAAUCAAACAACCUCUGUGAAAGUCAAAGACGCUGUCCACAGAUUACAGCUUUCUUUACUUGACGGUAUCCAGAAUGAAGACCAGCUAUUUGCAGCUGGAUCAUUGAUGUCUCGGGGUGACUAUCAAGAUGUCGUGGUUGAACGGUCUAUUGCAAAGCUCUGUGGUUAUCCUCUUUGCAACAAUGCUCUGCCUUCUGAUCAGUCUAGAAAGGGCCGGUACCGCAUUUCUCUGAAGGAACACAAAGUUUACGACCAACAAGAGACGUACAUGUACUGCUCAUCCAGUUGUCUUGUUAAUAGUCGAGCUUUUGGUGGGAGCUUGCAGGAAGAGCGAUCCAUGGUUCAGAAUCCAGCAAAACUCGCCGAGAUUUUAAGGCUAUUUGACAAACUGAGCUUGGAUUCUGAGGGAAUGGGUAAGAAUGGUGAUUUGGGAAUGUCGAAUUUGAUGAUCCAGGAGAAAGCUGAAGCCAAAGUCGGCGAGGUGUCUUUGGAAGAUUGGGUUGGUCCAUCAAAUGCAAUUGAAGGUUAUGUUCCUCAAAGAGAUCGCAACUCCAAGACUUCAUCCCCAGCCAAAGGCCACAGAACUGAUGAAGUCAAAUCGAGUUCAGAGAAGUAUUCAUUUGUCAACGACUUGGACUUCACAAGCACCAUCAUCAUCAGUGAUGAAUAUAGCAUCUCUAAGACUCCUUCAAGCUUGGCAACAUCUAGUGCAGCAGUGAAGGAUAUAGAAGGGAAGGGAUCUAGUAGAAAGUUCAAGGCUCAAUCAUCUGGUUCAACAAAGCUGAAUUUGGGUAAAAUCUCAAGAACUUCCAACACAGGCAAGUCUAAAGCGGUCAGGAUAGAUGGGAUGGACAAUGAAGACGUGGCUUCACCAUCAAAUCCUCAAAGCACUUCCGGUUUGAUUAAUACUGGAGCUAAAGAGACGAAUGAAGUUGGCAUACGAUCUGGGUUUUGUCAAUCCAGGUUGAAACCAUCGCUUAAGUCUCCUGGUGCAAAGAAACUUGGCCGAUCUGUUACUUGGGCUGAUGAGGAAGCUGGUAGUUCCAAAAGUGACGGCCUUUGUGAGGAUACGGAGAUGAAAGACACCUUCACUGUGACUUCGAUCUCUUCUGUUGAUACAGACAAAGGAGAUGAUGAGAACAAUUUGUUGCUUGAAUCGGCCGAAGCCUGUGCAAUGGCUCUCAGCCAAGCAGCAGAAGCCGUUGCAUCUGGAGAGCUUGACAUUGCUGAUGCCAUCUCUGAAGCUGGGAUAAUCAUAUUACCUCAAGCAGACAUUACGGAUCAGAACAACCUAAUGAAAGAUGAUAAUAUGGAAGGACAUGAGUCUGUAGAUACCAAGUGGCCCAACAAGCCUGGUAUUCCUCGAACUGAUAUGUUCGACCCCGAGGACUCCUGGUACGAUGGUCCUCCAGAAGGAUUCAGCUUGGAGUUAUCCCCAUUUUCAACAAUGUGGAUGGCGCUCUUUGGAUGGGUAACCUCAUCAAGCUUGGCUUACAUAUACGGGAAAGAUGAAAGCUCCCAUGAAGAUUAUCUGUCGGUUAAUGGGAGGGAGUACCCUCAUAAAAUUGUCUUAGGAGACGGUCGCUCUUCCGAGAUCAAACGAACUGUCGAGGGUUGUCUAUCUCGGGCUUUACCUGCUGUGGUCACCGAACUGAGGCUACCGAUACCAAAUUCUACCUUGGAGCAAGGAGUCGGACGCCUGUUGAACACGAUGGGAUUCGCCGAUGCAAUUCCAGCACUCAGAAUGAAACAAUGGCAAGUGAUAGCUAUUCUGCUCCUGGAAGCGCUCUCUGUAUGUCGGAUUCCGGCUCUUACCCCUCUCAUCAGCAAUAGGAGGGGGGUAAUUCACCAGGUGUUGGAGGGUGCUCGUAUUGGUGCAGAGGAGUAUGCAGUGAUGAAAGAUCUAAUGAUGCCUCUGGGGCGUCUUCCUGGUUUUGCAUCACAGAGUGGCGCCUAGUUGUCGUCUUACGAGUAUUAACUAUACUGCUUAUGACGAUCCUUCGAAAAUUCGAUCAUACCUGCCUUUCACGAGAUCUGGAGCGUAGUUAACGAGCGUUUUUGUUUCGAGGUUGUUGAUUGAUUAACUUCUUGUUAGUUUUGAUCUCGUGUCCUUCCGCUAGAACACCACCACCUAUUUCGAAGUAGAAACCAAACCAUGGAGGGAGCUUUGAAGUCUCGAUGUCCUUUUGUAGCAACUCUUCGAGAAUAGCGAUAAAAUUUUCGACUCCUCAACAAUCAAUAAGCAACGAUGUUGAUU
This is a messenger RNA of Linum trigynum, 3046 nucleotides long. NCBI's taxonomy places the organism in Eukaryota, Viridiplantae, Streptophyta, Magnoliopsida, Malpighiales, Linaceae. The record is from the annotation of a GenBank genome assembly.